UCCUCCUUUGAUAUUCUGUUGUCAAAUAUACCUACAAUGUCAGCCUCCCAGCGUAGCCUUGUGAGUCUUCGCAAAAAGGUGACAGAGAAAGUGGAGAAUAUCCGGGAUCAACGUGGUCUGUUGGUUGCAAUUCUUGACGAGUACAUUGCCGAAAGUGAGAGGGAUGCUAACAAUCUGCUUGCUAUCAAAGACAAAGGCAUGUUUAUGCAGAGUUUUGUGGAUAUUGUACAGAACUUGGACAGAUGUUACAAUACCUGUUUCCUUCUUACUACAGAAGCUGAAAAUCUCAUAGAGGAAGCACAGCGAUCAAGUCCCACAGUUUGUAUGCUUACACCAGACACUGACAAACUAGCUAAGCACACUUGUGAAGAGGAGAGCUUGCUCACUGUAACACUGCCUGCUACCUCCGUGGCUAAACAGGACAUUGAAAAGACAGAGGGCUCUAACUUCUGCCAGCAGGAUAAGGCUCUUUCACCAGAGACAGUUCACAAUGUCAAUUUGAAUGAGAAUGCCUCUAAACCAGCAACUCAGAAACAAGUAUGGAACAUUAAACCUGAAGAUGUCAAAAAAGAAUCAAGUUCAGAAAGGAAGUGUACUGAGUAUCGGAAUGUUUCUGACAGUUCUGCUAUCCCGAAAACUGCACAGCCAAGACUUGAUAUGAAGGUUGCCAAGAGAUUCCUAGGGAAUGUCCUCAAUCAAGCAGAAAAAGAUAAUGAAAGAACACAUCGUAAUCAACGUAUCAGAAGACGUUCUAAAGGAAAAGGAAAAUCGAAAGGAAAUACAAAUAUGAUAACUGGGAAAACAAAGAAUGUCACUGUGGAUUCACCAGCGUCUCUUAAAAUGGAACAGGAUCUUCAGUAUGAUGCCAACAGCAAAAAUGCAGAUUCCAAGGAAGGAAUCUGUGUAGUGUCUCAGAGCACGAAUACUUCUUCUCAAAUCAUAGACCCCUCGUCAAAAAAACCCAACAGUUUAUCAGAAAAUAUCAGUGUGUCAUCACAAAAUAUCAGCAAGGUGCCAUCUAGCAUCACUGAAGAUAACUCUCUAAGAGUGGAAAAUACAUUAAAAAAACUGGACAAGUCAAAUAAAUUAGGCAGUAUAAAGUCUGUGGAAAACAACAAUGUAGAAAUACGGGAUGAGAGGAGAGAGUCUGACUCUAAUGUAAAUGCAGAUGUUAAUGUUUCUCCGAGAACAUUAUCUGAUGUUGAUAAAUCCUCAUAUCUGUCAUCCCCAACUGCUACCCAAAUAGAGACUCCAUUGGUGCCGGAACGAAAGCCUUAUCAAAAUGCAGUGGGAGAGAAAGUAUCAUAUGGUCUAGGACCAACAUUAAAUCCGGUAGAGUUAUGUGUUGGACAGCCUGUCACAGUGGAGGUGCUGGAACCCACUUCACCCUGGAAAUUUUACAUCAAACAGGUGGGAUUUGCCCUCGACAAACUCACUGAGGAGAUCUUUUCCUACAUGAUGAAACAUGGAGAAGACAGGAAUUUGAUACUGAAACCAGAAAAAAAUAUGAUAUGCCUGGCAAAAUUUUCACAAGAUGGACUAUACUACAGGGCUAGAGUAUUGCAGGUGCAUCCCGCACAAGGCGAAGAGGUGCCAGUGGACGUCCUUUAUGUCGACUUUGGCAACAAAGAGGAGGGAACCUCUGCCCAUUUAAGAGAACUGCCAGACAGAUUCACUAGUCUCCCUAUACAGGCUAUCCCAUGCGCUCUGGCUAAGGUAGCACCUGUGAACAAAUAUAAUGUGUGGACAGAGGAGGAUAUUUCGGCCUUUGCCCAGUUUGUGUGCAAUCAGCAGUUCAGUUGUAUCCUUUUAUUUGAUGCCGAGGAAAGCUUGCCAAAGCUGGUGGAGCUCCUACUAUAUGUUCCCCGCCCAACUGUCACAGGGGGUCAGCUCUACAUCCACAAUACUGUCUCCACAGUCAACAUUGCCACUGUCCUCAUCAACCAAGGUCGUGCAAGGGAUACUGCGAUUACAGACCAAGUAUUAGCACUACGUAGGAUGUAUCUACCGCCUGUGUCGGCAUCAAUGCAGUCUCUGCAAGUUAAGCAGGCAUCUGAUAAAUUAUCACAACGGCCAGAUACUGCUUCUUCAUCCAGUCAGUCUUCUUCAUUACCUGACAAAUGUAAAAUUCCUCGACCAAUGAAAUUGCCACGACCUAAAACAGUUGCUCAUAAAAACAAAGUGAUGUCAGUGAAAACCAUUGUGGCUGCAGCAUCUGGUAUUACAACAGAGUCUGGUGGCCAGAAUAUCACUGUCAAACAAGGUGGCAAUGGUUUUGAGGAGUCUAAAACACAGCACAAGGACACAUCUGAGUCUGAUCCUUCUCACAAAGGGGGAACAGAAGCAUACCAAGUUCCGGAAACACGUAACACAGCAUCAGAUGUGCUUCAUCAAAGAGACAGUUUGAAGAGUGGAUGUGUCACCACUCCUCUCAGUCUGGGAGAAGGCAUACAAGCAAAUUUACCAAGACAAGAGCAGAUCAAUAAAGAUCUCUCACAGUCCAGUGAAAACCAAGAUAAUGCACAUGAUGGAAAAACAAGCAAAGGUCACCUUGAAGCAACAGUGGAAGAUAGUGCAAACAUGGAGGCUACGACCCAGACUUCUCAAAGUUUUGUCUCUGAUAAUUCAAGCACCAGCACUACUUCUGCCAUGGAGACUCAAAGCAUCGAAGAUUUCUUGGCAGCCCUGCCUGUAGCCAACAUUAAGAUUCCCAACGUUGAACAGAAAGAUGAACAGCUGUCUGGAAUAUCGUCAGUGUGUGACUCAAUACCAGCAAAUGAAGGGGAGACAACUGAGGAGAAAUCACCAUACAGAAACAUUGACUUGCGCUCUAAAUGCUUUAAUAUAAUGUUAUCCCAUGUCAUUUCCCCAGAACAUUUUUACAUACAUAUUGUUUCUGAGACAGUUGGGAAAACACUGGACAAUAUGAUGAAGAAUUUAAACCAGCAUUUUGAACAGAUUGGCAGAAAGCAAUUACAGAAACUCAACAGGAAUUACUCGCCAAAUAUUAAUGAUUUGUGUUGUGCCAAGUUUUCAGAAGACAGUUGUUUCUACAGAGCAGUUGUGGUUGAAGUUACAACAUGUGAAGAUUCCUCUUCAGUUGCAAAAGCACAUGUAUUUUACCUGGACUUUGGAGACCGAGAAUGGCUACCACGUUGGAAACUUUUCCCUCUUCCAGAGGAGUUCAAGGAUACCCCUCCACUAGCUCUGAGCUGCUCUCUUGCAUACAUCAAACCUAUUGUGACAUCACAAGAUAGUAACAGAUUGUGGCAAGAGAAUGUAACUCAGGAAUUUGUAACACAAGUUGGGUUUGAGAAUCCCAUACAGAUGAUUGUCCUGUCAGGCACUGUCUGCUUGGAUAUGGAAAGCAAUCCAGGUUGUGGUAUGAUGGACACUGGCAUCCUAAAGGUGUUCUUGGUCAAAUCAGAGAACGAGGAAGAAGUGUGUAUCAACAUGGACCUAAUACGUCUUGGUUUUGCCACCAUUGACUCUAACUACAAUCAGGAUAUUGGCCUAACAAAUGCACCUGGGGAUGUGGAGAUUGGAGACUGGGAUCCCAUGGCUGAGGACUACCUGUCCAUAAGAAACAGCUAUAACAUUGAUGUUGAUGACCCAGGAGUGGCUACUGUUCAGUACAAGGCACAGGAUGAGAAGCAGCUAUGUAAAUAUUUUGCCAACAACAGUUGUUGGAGAGGAGACAGAUGUCCAUACAGACAUGUUCAGGUCACAGGAGGAGUGACCAUGGACAGGGAGCCAGUGUAUGGUGGUCUGGAUGAAGCCCACAUUGAGGCUCUACUGCCAGACUGUGACACCUGUGUAGCUGUAGAAAUAGCCACAAUCAUCAACCCUGCUCACUUUUACAUCAUCUUGCCUUGGGGAAAGAGAACCUUAGAUACAUUGCUUGACCCUAAGGUCACUGAUCCUGGUGAUGAUGAUGAGACUUUGGAUGAGCUUGUAAUUUCACUGCAAAGACACUAUGGAAACAUGUCAUUCUCCCAGAGGACAUUAGUACAUUAUGCAGAAGGUGAACUAGUGGUAGCUCGGUUUGUACAAGAUGGAUGUUGGUAUCGUGCCAAAGUUCUUCGUUCUGAUGACAGAGAGCAAGACACUAAGAUUCAGGUGUUCUAUGUAGAUUUUGGAAACAAAGAAUGGGUAUCAGAGCGUGAUAUCAAACCCAUGGAUCCACAGUUUCUCCAUCUACCCUUUCAAGCCAUUGAGUGUUUUCUGGUGGACAUAGAACCAAGUGGCCAUGCAGAUCAAUUCUCAGAGAAAGCCAAGACAAUGUUCCAACAAAUGACUGAUGGCAAGACACUGGUAGCUUAUGUCAAAUCUAGAUCUUGGAGUGGCUGUUUGUACAUUGAUCUGUUUGACACGAGUGGAGAGGAAGACAUCAACAUUGGUAAGGUUCUCAUCACAAAGGGCCAUGCCCAGGUACCUAGGCCACAUUCCGACACUAGCCUGAUAAGUCAGUCCGGCAGUGAGGGCUCUCUUCUCCUUGUUCCUGGCUGAAAACUUACUGGAUAACUGAUGUAAAAUACUCCACACUUUUUUCCACUGUGAUUCUACAUAUACUUAUUGGCCAGAUAGUGUUUCUGAUCUUUUUUUUAUAUUUUUUUACUUGACAUAUUGGUGCUAUACUUGAUAUUGAAUUCAACUUUAAACUGAAAGUGUUCUGAUAGAUUGGACAAAACUGCUCACCAUCACACCUCUAUAGGUAUUUGAAUGUUGAAGGUUGGGAGGAGUAGAAUUUGUAUUAAAAAUAGAUUCUUGGACUGGAAACUUGGUGGACAAUUAUUUUUCACUUGCACAUUUUUAUGAAAAAAUUUGCGAGUGUGUUUUUAAGAGCAGAUUCUAUUAGUUUUUUGCUUUUUCUUUCAACACGGCAUCAAAUCACUCUAAAUAUGCUUAUACUGUACUUUAUCCUCUUCAAGCUAAAGAGUAUUGGGCUUUAGAGCAAUAUUCACUAUUGUUUAUUAAUUUACAUAUUCAAUAGGAGUAUUUUCUAGAAAUGGUGAAUGUUGAAUCAAAAUUUGUAGCAGACAAUGGUCUAAAUCACAACAUAAUUUUAUCACUGGAACUUUAGUUUGAGGCAGAAUACAUUCAGUUGAUCAGAACAUUCUUAAUUUUCAUAUCCUAACAAAUGCAUAUAUACUCAAUGUGAUAUUGAAUUGAUUUCUGUCGUACAAAACUAGAUUCAUUGUAGAAUCAGAGCAUGGAUUACUACUCUCCUGCUUAGAUCUUAAAUGCUUCUUCAAAAAAAAUAGUCUGCCUAGCAUUUAUUUCAUGAUUGGGUAAAAAUACAACGAAAUGAAUUCUUUAAGACUUUUAUUAAGUGCUGAAAAUGCAAUAAGUCAUAGGAUGGUUUACAGUAUUUGUCAUGACAAUGAAACCAUAGUGUCAUGGAACAUAUGACUAAAGGUCAAUUAAAGAUCUUGAUGCCAAAUACACUGUUUUACUGCUCUCAACAUACUUUGGGUAGUUUCUGUGGUAGGUGACAGAAGGUACUCGACAUACAAUGCAAAUGUUGUCUUCCUUGUUACACUUUCUAAAGUUUAUUAUUUUUUAAUGUUAUUUUUGUUUUACUAUUUUGUUAAUAAAGA
This is a messenger RNA of Ylistrum balloti, 5600 nucleotides long. RefSeq lists its product as uncharacterized. The record is from RefSeq and is a predicted model, not a curated record. Gene Ontology annotation, molecular function: metal ion binding. NCBI's taxonomy places the organism in Eukaryota, Metazoa, Mollusca, Bivalvia, Pectinida, Pectinidae. Gene Ontology annotation, biological process: spermatogenesis. The coding region runs from base 37 to 4509 and encodes 1490 amino acids. The transcript has 19 exons.